Molecule: messenger RNA, 1643 nt
Organism: Nerophis lumbriciformis (worm pipefish)
Lineage: Eukaryota; Metazoa; Chordata; Actinopteri; Syngnathiformes; Syngnathidae
Gene: idh3b
Product: isocitrate dehydrogenase (NAD(+)) 3 non-catalytic subunit beta
Biological process (GO): isocitrate metabolic process; tricarboxylic acid cycle
Cellular component (GO): mitochondrion
Molecular function (GO): NAD binding; magnesium ion binding; oxidoreductase activity, acting on the CH-OH group of donors, NAD or NADP as acceptor
Source: RefSeq, a predicted model, not a curated record
UCCACUUGGUGGCGCUGCUGUGUGAAACAGACACUGACUGACAACAGGCGAAGAAGAAAAAGUCUCGCUGCAACAAUGGCGGUGAUGAGAGGAAGCUUGGUAACAUUGCUCAAGGGUCUGAGUGGCCCCCGGUGGCAGCAGCUUGCCUCUCGACCCCUGAGUGUUUCAGCUGAAGUUCCACCAGCUCGUGCAGAUGCAACCUUUAAGGUCACAAUGGUUCCCGGGGAUGGCGUUGGACCCGAGUUGAUGACUGCUGUCAAGGAUGUGUUCAAAGCUGGAGAUGUUCCUGUGGAAUUUGAGGAGUUCCAUCUGAGUGAAGUCCAGAACAUGGCCAGCGAGGAGAAGCUGGAACAAGUGCUGACCUCAAUGAAGACCAACAAAGUAGCAAUGAAAGGAAAGAUCCACACACCAAUGGAGUUCAAAGGGGAGUUAGCUUCUUACGAGAUGAGACUGAGGCGUAAACUGGACCUGUUUGCCAAUGUGGUUCAUGUGAACAGCCUGCCAGGCUACAGCACACGUCACAACAACCUGGACCUGGUCAUUAUCCGGGAGCAGACGGAGGGAGAGUACAGCUCGCUGGAGCAUGAGAGUGUGACUGGUGUUAUUGAAUGUCUGAAAAUCAUCACCAGGGAGAAGUCCAGGCGCAUCGCCAAGUUUGCCUUCGAUUAUGCCACUAAGAAGGGGCGCAGCAAGGUCACAGCUGUUCACAAAGCCAAUAUCAUGAAGUUAGGCGACGGCCUUUUUCUGCAAUGCUGUGCGGAGGUGGCACAACUGUACCCCAAAAUCAAAUAUGAGACUAUAAUCAUUGACAACUGUUGCAUGCAGCUGGUCCAGAACCCGUACCAGUUUGAUGUGCUGGUCAUGCCCAACUUGUACGGCAACAUCAUUGAUAACCUGGCAGCAGGCCUGGUGGGGGGAGCAGGUGUUGUUCCCGGGGAGAGUUACAGUGCAGAAUAUGCAGUCUUUGAGACGGGCGCUCGCCAUCCCUUUGCACAAGCAGUAGGCAGGAACAUUGCCAACCCCACGGCCAUGCUGCUCAGUGCUGCCAACAUGCUCCGGCACCUCAACCUGGACUACCACUCCCAAAUGGUGUCUGAUGCUGUCAAGAGGGUCAUCAAACAGGGCAAGGUGCGGACGCGAGACCUCGGCGGUUACUCGACCAUGGGCGACAUUGUGCGUGCUGUUGUGGAUAACCUGCGACACCGACCUGUUUACUAAGAUGUGUGGCCUCAUAUUGUGGUUUUUCUUCAGUAUGAUCAUUUGUGACUUGUCUCUCUUGACUGCCCACAUGACACUUUGACCAAUGGAAUGUUUUUUAUACUAAGUUAACUCCAACUACAAAUGUUUGACCAGGUCAGUAGUGCUCACAUUAACAGACUCCCUUAAAGCUGGACCUCCUGCCUUUUCUCACUUUAUACACUUACAGUGAAUGUUUUUUGGAGAAAAUUCACUUUUUUGUAUUUGACUCUCAAGCUUUAUCGUGACACAGUGAUGCUGUUUGUGCCUUGUUUUGGAACUACAGUACUAAGAACUUCACAAAAAUGUCCAUGUUUAUCAUUCCAAUUUGAUAAAAAUGUGUAACAUGAACUAUGCUGAUAAAUGAAAUAAAGAGAGCCCAAAUCACCAAACACUUAGAGGUGGUC